This is a messenger RNA of Limanda limanda (common dab), 13461 nucleotides long. RefSeq lists its product as uncharacterized. Lineage: Eukaryota; Metazoa; Chordata; Actinopteri; Pleuronectiformes; Pleuronectidae. Gene Ontology annotation, molecular function: serine-type endopeptidase activity; receptor tyrosine kinase binding. The record is from RefSeq and is a predicted model, not a curated record. Gene Ontology annotation, biological process: proteolysis.
UGUGGCAUCACUCCCCUGAACACCAAGAUAGUUGGAGGAGAAGAUGCUCCACCUGGAAGUUGGCCUUGGCAGAUUAGUCUGCAGAUGUUUGGCGGCCAUUUUUGUGGUGGUUCCCUCAUUAACAGAGAGUGGGUGAUGACUGCUGCUCACUGCUUCUCCAGCACAAGUACGUCUGGCUUGCAAGUUUCUCUCGGCCGUCAGAACCUGCAGGGCACAAACCCAAAUGAGGAGUCCAGAAGUGUUUCCAGAAUCAUUUUGCAUCCAAAGUAUGACAGCGACAGCAGCAACAACGACAUUGCUCUACUCAGACUCUCGUCACCAGUGAAAUUCACUGACUACAUCAGACCUGUGUGUCUGGCAGCCAGUGACAGUGUGUUCCACAACGGUACAGAUAGCUGGGUCACUGGCUGGGGCAACGUCAAGGAGGGAGUGUCAUUAUCGUUCCCUGAAACUCUACAAGAAGUGGAGGUUCCAGUUUUGGGCAACAGACAGUGUAACUGUCUCAAUGGAGUCGGUACAGUCAACGACAACAUGAUUUGUGCUGGUGUUCUGGCAGGAGGCAAAGACUCAUGUCAGGGUGACUCAGGAGGUCCAAUGGUGAACAAACAGGGCUCCGUCUGGGUCCAGUCUGGAGUAGUUAGUUUUGGUUUUGGUUGUGCUCGGCCCAAUCUGCCAGGAGUUUACUCCAGAGUGUCCCGUUACCAGUCCUGGAUCAACUCCAUCAUUCGCUCUGAUAGGCCAGGAUUCGUGCAGUUCACCUCCAGUGGACUGGAUGCUGACACCAGCUACACCUGUCCUGGUCUCCCACCUCCUCUUAUUACAACCACCACUGCAGCUGGUCCUAGUACUGAAGGACCAGAAGCUACAACCACAGAAGCAGUCUCUCAAACCACAAGUCCGGACUUGACCAUGUCAACUGCUGAAUUGUGUGGCAUCACUCCCCUGAACACCAAGAUAGUUGGAGGAGAAGAUGCUCCACCUGGAAGUUGGCCUUGGCAGAUUAGUCUGCAGAUGUUUGGCGGCCAUUUUUGUGGUGGUUCCCUCAUUAACAGAGAGUGGGUGAUGACUGCUGCUCACUGCUUCUCCAGUACGUCUGGCUUGCAAGUUUCUCUCGGCCGUCAGAACCUGCAGGGCACAAACCCAAAUGAGGAGUCCAGAAGUGUUUCCAGAAUCAUUUUGCAUCCAAAGUAUGACAGCGACAGCAGCAACAACGACAUUGCUCUACUCAGUCUCUCGUCACCAGUGAAAUUCACUGACUACAUCAGACCUGUGUGUCUGGCAGCCAGUGACAGUGUGUUCACCAACGGUACAGAUAGCUGGGUCACUGGCUGGGGCAACGUCAAGGAGGGAGUGUCAUUAUCGUUCCCUGAAACUCUACAAGAAGUGGAGGUUCCAGUUUUGGGCAACAGACAGUGUAACUGUCUCAAUGGAGUCGGUACAGUCAAUGACAACAUGAUUUGUGCUGGUGUUCUGGCAGGAGGCAAAGACUCAUGUCAGGGUGACUCAGGAGGUCCAAUGGUGAACAAACAGGGCCCCGUCUGGGUCCAGUCUGGAGUAGUUAGUUUUGGUUUUGGUUGUGCUCGGCCCAAUCUGCCAGGAGUUUACUCCAGAGUUUCCCGUUACCAGUCCUGGAUCAACUCCAUCAUUCGCUCUGAUAGGCCAGGAUUCGUGCAGUUCACCUCCAGUGGACUGGAUGCUGACAGCAGCUACACCUGUCCUGGUCUCCCACCUCCUCUUAUUACAACCACUACUGCUACUGGUCCUAGUACUGAAGGACCAGAAGCUACAACCACAGAAGCAGUCUCUCAAACCCCAAUGUGUGGCAUCACUCCCCUGAACACCAGGAUAGUUGGAGGAGAAGAUGCUCCACCUGGAAGUUGGCCUUGGCAGAUUAGUCUGCAGAUGUUUGGCGGCCAUUUUUGUGGUGGUUCCCUCAUUAACAGAGAGUGGGUGAUGACUGCUGCUCACUGCUUCUCCAGUACGUCUGGCUUGCAAGUUUCUCUCGGCCGUCAGAACCUGCAGGGCACAAACCCAAAUGAGGAGUCCAGAAGUGUUUCCAGAAUCAUUUUGCAUCCAAAGUAUGACAGCGACAGCAGCAACAACGACAUUGCUCUACUCAGUCUCUCGUCACCAGUGAAAUUCACUGACUACAUCAGACCUGUGUGUCUGGCAGCCAGUGACAGUGUGUUCACCAACGGUACAGAUAGCUGGGUCACUGGCUGGGGCAACGUCAAGGAGGGAGUGUCAUUAUCGUUCCCUGAAACUCUACAAGAAGUGGAGGUUCCAGUUUUGGGCAACAGACAGUGUAACUGUCUCAAUGGAGUCGGUACAGUCAACGACAACAUGAUUUGUGCUGGUGUUCUGGCAGGAGGCAAAGACUCAUGUCAGGUGAGCAUCUUUUUUGAUUUUAAACCUGUUGGUCAUUGUGUUGAGGACUUUGUGAAAUACUUAGUCGUGUCCUCUUUUUGUCCUCAGGGUGACUCAGGAGGUCCAAUGGUGAACAAACAGGGCUCCGUCUGGGUCCAGUCUGGAGUAGUUAGUUUUGGUUUUGGUUGUGCUCGGCCCAAUCUGCCAGGAGUUUACUCCAGAGUGUCCCGUUACCAGUCCUGGAUCAACUCCAUCAUUCGCUCUGAUAGGCCAGGAUUCGUGCAGUUCACCUCCAGUGGACUGGAUGCUGACAGCAGCUACACCUGUCCUGGUCUCCCACCUCCUCUUAUUACAACCACUACUGCUACUGGUCCUAGUACUGAAGGACCAGAAGCUACAACCACAGAAGCAGUAUCUCAAACCCCAAGUCCCGACUUAACCAUGUCAAGUGCUGAAUUGUGUGGCAUCACUGCCUUGAACACCAGGAUAGUUGGAGGAGAAGAUGCUCCACCUGGAAGUUGGCCUUGGCAGAUUAGUCUGCAGAUGUUUGACGGCCAUUUUUGUGGUGGUUCCCUCAUUAACAGAGAGUGGGUGAUGACUGCUGCUCACUGCUUCUCCAGUACGUCUGGCUUGCAAGUUUCUCUCGGCCGUCAGAACCUGCAGGGCACAAACCCAAAUGAGGAGUCCAGAAGUGUUUCCAGAAUCAUUUUGCAUCCAAAGUAUGACAGCGACAGCAGCAACAACGACAUUGCUCUACUCAGACUCUCGUCACCAGUGAAAUUCACUGACUACAUCAGACCUGUGUGUCUGGCAGCCAGUGACAGUGUGUUCACCAACGGUACAGAUAGCUGGGUCACUGGCUGGGGCAACGUCAAGGAGGGAGUGUCAUUAUCGUUCCCUGAAACUCUACAAGAAGUGGAGGUUCCAGUUUUGGGCAACAGACAGUGUAACUGUCUCAAUGGAGUCGGUACAGUCAACGACAACAUGAUUUGUGCUGGUGUUCUGGCAGGAGGCAAAGACUCAUGUCAGGUGAGCAUCUUUUUUGAUUUUAAACCUGUUGGUCAUUGUGUUGAGUACUUUGUGAAAUACUUAGUCGUGUCCUCUUUUUGUCCUCAGGGUGACUCAGGAGGUCCAAUGGUGAACAAACAGGGCUCCGUCUGGGUCCAGUCUGGAGUAGUUAGUUUUGGUUUUGGUUGUGCUCGGCCCAAUCUGCCAGGAGUUUACUCCAGAGUUUCCCGUUACCAGUCCUGGAUCAACUCCAUCAUUCGCUCUGAUAGGCCAGGAUUCGUGCAGUUCACCUCCAGUGGACUGGAUGCUGACAGCAGCUACACCUGUCCUGGUCUCCCACCUCCUCUUAUUACAACCACUACUGCUACUGGUCCUAGUACUGAAGGACCAGAAGCUACAACCACAGAAGCAGUAUCUCAAACCCCAAGUCCCGACUUAACCAUGUCAAGUGCUGAAUUGUGUGGCAUCACUCCCCUGAACACCAGGAUAGUUGGAGGAGAAGAUGCUCCACCUGGAAGUUGGCCUUGGCAGAUUAGUCUGCAGAUGUUUGGCGGCCAUUUUUGUGGUGGUUCCCUCAUUAACAGAGAGUGGGUGAUGACUGCUGCUCACUGCUUCUCCAGUACGUCUGGCUUGCAAGUUUCUCUCGGCCGUCAGAACCUGCAGGGCACAAACCCAAAUGAGGAGUCCAGAAGUGUUUCCAGAAUCAUUUUGCAUCCAAAGUAUGACAGCGACAGCAGCAACAACGACAUUGCUCUACUCAGACUCUCGUCACCAGUGAAAUUCACUGACUACAUCAGACCUGUGUGUCUGGCAGCCAGUGACAGUGUGUUCACCAACGGUACAGAUAGCUGGGUCACUGGCUGGGGCAACGUCAAGGAGGGAGUGUCAUUAUCGUUCCCUGAAACUCUACAAGAAGUGGAGGUUCCAGUUUUGGGCAACAGACAGUGUAACUGUCUCAAUGGAGUCGGUACAGUCAACGACAACAUGAUUUGUGCUGGUGUUCUGGCAGGAGGCAAAGACUCAUGUCAGGGUGACUCAGGAGGUCCAAUGGUGAACAAACAGGGCUCCGUCUGGGUCCAGUCUGGAGUAGUUAGUUUUGGUUUUGGUUGUGCUCGGCCCAAUCUGCCAGGAGUUUACUCCAGAGUUUCCCGAUACCAGUCCUGGAUCAACUCCAUCAUCGGUUCUGACAUGCCAGGAUUCGUGCAGUUCACCUCCAGUGGACUGGAUGCUGACACCAGCUACACCUGUCCUGGUCUCCCACCUCCUCUUAUAACAACCACCACUGCAGCUGGUCCUAGUACUGAAGGACCAGAAGCUACAACCACAGAAGCAGUCUCUCAAACCACAAUGUGUGGCAUCACUCCCCUGAACACCAAGAUAGUUGGAGGAGAAGAUGCUCCACCUGGAAGUUGGCCUUGGCAGAUUAGUCUGCAGAUGUUUGGCGGCCAUUUUUGUGGUGGUUCCCUCAUUAACAGAGAGUGGGUGAUGACUGCUGCUCACUGCUUCUCCAGUACGUCUGGCUUGCAAGUUUCUCUCGGCCGUCAGAACCUGCAGGGCACAAACCCAAAUGAGGAGUCCAGAAGUGUUUCCAGAAUCAUUUUGCAUCCAAAGUAUGACAGCGACAGCAGCAACAACGACAUUGCUCUACUCAGACUCUCGUCACCAGUGAAAUUCACUGACUACAUCAGACCUGUGUGUCUGGCAGCCAGUGACAGUGUGUUCCACAACGGUACAGAUAGCUGGGUCACUGGCUGGGGCAACGUCAAGGAGGGAGUGUCAUUAUCGUUCCCUGAAACUCUACAAGAAGUGGAGGUUCCAGUUUUGGGCAACAGACAGUGUAACUGUCUCAAUGGAGUCGGUACAGUCAACGACAACAUGAUUUGUGCUGGUGUUCUGGCAGGAGGCAAAGACUCAUGUCAGGUGAGCUUCUUUUUUGAUUUUAACCUGUUGGUCAUUGUUGAGGACUUUGUGAAAUACUUAGUCGUGACCUCUUUUUGUCCUCAGGGUGACUCAGGAGGUCCAAUGGUGAACAAACAGGGCUCCGUCUGGGUCCAGUCUGGAGUAGUUAGUUUUGGUUUUGGUUGUGCUCGGCCCAAUCUGCCAGGAGUUUACUCCAGAGUGUCCCGUUACCAGUCCUGGAUCAACUCCAUCAUUCGCUCUGAUAGGCCAGGAUUCGUGCAGUUCACCUCCAGUGGACUGGAUGCUGACAGCAGCUACACCUGUCCUGGUCUCCCACCUCCUCUUAUUACAACCACCACUGCAGCUGGUCCUAGUACUGAAGGACCAGAAGCUACAACCACAGAAGCAGUCUCUCAAACCACAAGUCCGGACUUGACCAUGUCAACUGCUGAAUUGUGUGGCAUCACUCCCCUGAACACCAAGAUAGUUGGAGGAGAAGAUGCUCCACCUGGAAGUUGGCCUUGGCAGAUUAGUCUGCAGAUGUUUGGCGGCCAUUUUUGUGGUGGUUCCCUCAUUAACAGAGAGUGGGUGAUGACUGCUGCUCACUGCUUCUCCAGUACGUCUGGCUUGCAAGUUUCUCUCGGCCGUCAGAACCUGCAGGGCACAAACCCAAAUGAGGAGUCCAGAAGUGUUUCCAGAAUCAUUUUGCAUCCAAAGUAUGACAGCGACAGCAGCAACAACGACAUUGCUCUACUCAGUCUCUCGUCACCAGUGAAAUUCACUGACUACAUCAGACCUGUGUGUCUGGCAGCCAGUGACAGUGUGUUCACCAACGGUACAGAUAGCUGGGUCACUGGCUGGGGUAACGUCAAGGAGGGAGUGUCAUUAUCGUUCCCUGAAACUCUACAAGAAGUGGAGGUUCCAGUUUUGGGCAACAGACAGUGUAACUGUCUCAAUGGAGUCGGUACAGUCAACGACAACAUGAUUUGUGCUGGUGUUCUGGCAGGAGGCAAAGACUCAUGUCAGGUGAGCAUCUUUUUUGAUUUUUAACCUGUUGGUCAUUGUGUUGAGGACUUUGUGAAAUACUUAGUCGUGUCCUCUUUUUGUCCUCAGGGUGACUCAGGAGGUCCAAUGGUGAACAAACAGGGCUCCGUCUGGGUCCAGUCUGGAGUAGUUAGUUUUGGUUUUGGUUGUGCUCGGCCCAAUCUGCCAGGAGUUUACUCCAGAGUUUCCCGUUACCAGUCCUGGAUCAACUCCAUCAUCGGUUCUGACAUGCCAGGAUUCGUGCAGUUCACCUCCAGUGGACUGGAUGCUGACACCAGCUACACCUGUCCUGGUCUCCCACCUCCUCUUAUAACAACCACCACUGCAGCUGGUCCUAGUACUGAAGGACCAGAAGCUACAACCACAGAAGCAGUCUCUCAAACCACAAGUCCGGACUUGACCAUGUCAACUGCUGAAUUGUGUGGCAUCACUCCCCUGAACACCAAGAUAGUUGGAGGAGAAGAUGCUCCACCUGGAAGUUGGCCUUGGCAGAUUAGUCUGCAGAUGUUUGGCGGCCAUUUUUGUGGUGGUUCCCUCAUUAACAGAGAGUGGGUGAUGACUGCUGCUCACUGCUUCUCCAGUACGUCUGGCUUGCAAGUUUCUCUCGGCCGUCAGAACCUGCAGGGCACAAACCCAAAUGAGGAGUCCAGAAGUGUUUCCAGAAUCAUUUUGCAUCCAAAGUAUGACAGCGACAGCAGCAACAACGACAUUGCUCUACUCAGACUCUCGUCACCAGUGAAAUUCACUGACUACAUCAGACCUGUGUGUCUGGCAGCCAGUGACAGUGUGUUCCACAACGGUACAGAUAGCUGGGUCACUGGCUGGGGCAACGUCAAGGAGGGAGUGUCAUUAUCGUUCCCUGAAACUCUACAAGAAGUGGAGGUUCCAGUUUUGGGCAACAGACAGUGUAACUGUCUCAAUGGAGUCGGUACAGUCAACGACAACAUGAUUUGUGCUGGUGUUCUGGCAGGAGGCAAAGACUCAUGUCAGGGUGACUCAGGAGGUCCAAUGGUGAACAAACAGGGCUCCGUCUGGGUCCAGUCUGGAGUAGUUAGUUUUGGUUUUGGUUGUGCUCGGCCCAAUCUGCCAGGAGUUUACUCCAGAGUGUCCCGUUACCAGUCCUGGAUCAACUCCAUCAUUCGCUCUGAUAGGCCAGGAUUCGUGCAGUUCACCUCCAGUGGACUGGAUGCUGACACCAGCUACACCUGUCCUGGUCUCCCACCUCCUCUUAUUACAACCACCACUGCAGCUGGUCCUAGUACUGAAGGACCAGAAGCUACAACCACAGAAGCAGUCUCUCAAACCACAAGUCCGGACUUGACCAUGUCAACUGCUGAAUUGUGUGGCAUCACUCCCCUGAACACCAAGAUAGUUGGAGGAGAAGAUGCUCCACCUGGAAGUUGGCCUUGGCAGAUUAGUCUGCAGAUGUUUGGCGGCCAUUUUUGUGGUGGUUCCCUCAUUAACAGAGAGUGGGUGAUGACUGCUGCUCACUGCUUCUCCAGUACGUCUGGCUUGCAAGUUUCUCUCGGCCGUCAGAACCUGCAGGGCACAAACCCAAAUGAGGAGUCCAGAAGUGUUUCCAGAAUCAUUUUGCAUCCAAAGUAUGACAGCGACAGCAGCAACAACGACAUUGCUCUACUCAGUCUCUCGUCACCAGUGAAAUUCACUGACUACAUCAGACCUGUGUGUCUGGCAGCCAGUGACAGUGUGUUCACCAACGGUACAGAUAGCUGGGUCACUGGCUGGGGCAACGUCAAGGAGGGAGUGUCAUUAUCGUUCCCUGAAACUCUACAAGAAGUGGAGGUUCCAGUUUUGGGCAACAGACAGUGUAACUGUCUCAAUGGAGUCGGUACAGUCAAUGACAACAUGAUUUGUGCUGGUGUUCUGGCAGGAGGCAAAGACUCAUGUCAGGGUGACUCAGGAGGUCCAAUGGUGAACAAACAGGGCCCCGUCUGGGUCCAGUCUGGAGUAGUUAGUUUUGGUUUUGGUUGUGCUCGGCCCAAUCUGCCAGGAGUUUACUCCAGAGUUUCCCGUUACCAGUCCUGGAUCAACUCCAUCAUUCGCUCUGAUAGGCCAGGAUUCGUGCAGUUCACCUCCAGUGGACUGGAUGCUGACAGCAGCUACACCUGUCCUGGUCUCCCACCUCCUCUUAUUACAACCACUACUGCUACUGGUCCUAGUACUGAAGGACCAGAAGCUACAACCACAGAAGCAGUCUCUCAAACCCCAAUGUGUGGCAUCACUCCCCUGAACACCAGGAUAGUUGGAGGAGAAGAUGCUCCACCUGGAAGUUGGCCUUGGCAGAUUAGUCUGCAGAUGUUUGGCGGCCAUUUUUGUGGUGGUUCCCUCAUUAACAGAGAGUGGGUGAUGACUGCUGCUCACUGCUUCUCCAGUACGUCUGGCUUGCAAGUUUCUCUCGGCCGUCAGAACCUGCAGGGCACAAACCCAAAUGAGGAGUCCAGAAGUGUUUCCAGAAUCAUUUUGCAUCCAAAGUAUGACAGCGACAGCAGCAACAACGACAUUGCUCUACUCAGUCUCUCGUCACCAGUGAAAUUCACUGACUACAUCAGACCUGUGUGUCUGGCAGCCAGUGACAGUGUGUUCACCAACGGUACAGAUAGCUGGGUCACUGGCUGGGGCAACGUCAAGGAGGGAGUGUCAUUAUCGUUCCCUGAAACUCUACAAGAAGUGGAGGUUCCAGUUUUGGGCAACAGACAGUGUAACUGUCUCAAUGGAGUCGGUACAGUCAACGACAACAUGAUUUGUGCUGGUGUUCUGGCAGGAGGCAAAGACUCAUGUCAGGUGAGCAUCUUUUUUGAUUUUAAACCUGUUGGUCAUUGUGUUGAGGACUUUGUGAAAUACUUAGUCGUGUCCUCUUUUUGUCCUCAGGGUGACUCAGGAGGUCCAAUGGUGAACAAACAGGGCUCCGUCUGGGUCCAGUCUGGAGUAGUUAGUUUUGGUUUUGGUUGUGCUCGGCCCAAUCUGCCAGGAGUUUACUCCAGAGUGUCCCGUUACCAGUCCUGGAUCAACUCCAUCAUUCGCUCUGAUAGGCCAGGAUUCGUGCAGUUCACCUCCAGUGGACUGGAUGCUGACAGCAGCUACACCUGUCCUGGUCUCCCACCUCCUCUUAUUACAACCACUACUGCUACUGGUCCUAGUACUGAAGGACCAGAAGCUACAACCACAGAAGCAGUAUCUCAAACCCCAAGUCCCGACUUAACCAUGUCAAGUGCUGAAUUGUGUGGCAUCACUCCCCUGAACACCAGGAUAGUUGGAGGAGAAGAUGCUCCACCUGGAAGUUGGCCUUGGCAGAUUAGUCUGCAGAUGUUUGGCGGCCAUUUUUGUGGUGGUUCCCUCAUUAACAGAGAGUGGGUGAUGACUGCUGCUCACUGCUUCUCCAGGUGGGUAACUAUUUCUCUCGGCCGUCAGAACCUGCAGGGCACAAACCCAAAUGAGGAGUCCAGAAGUGUUUCCAGAAUCAUUUUGCAUCCAAAGUAUGACAGCGACAGCAGCAACAACGACAUUGCUCUACUCAGACUCUCGUCACCAGUGAAAUUCACUGACUACGUCAGACCAGUGUGUCUGGCAGCCAGUGACAGUGUGUUCAACAACGGUACAGAUAGCUGGGUCACUGGCUGGGGCAACGUCAAGGAGGGAGUGUCAUUAUCGUUCCCUGAAACUCUACAAGAAGUGGAGGUUCCAGUUUUGGGCAACAGACAGUGUAACUGUCUCAAUGGAGUCGGUACAGUCAACGACAACAUGAUUUGUGCUGGUGUUCUGGCAGGAGGCAAAGACUCAUGUCAGGUGAGCAUCUUUUUUGAUUUUUAACCUGUUGGUCAUUGUGUUGAGGACUUUGUGAAAUACUUAGUCGUGUCCUCUUUUUGUCCUCAGGGUGACUCAGGAGGUCCAAUGGUGAACAAACAGGGCUCCGUCUGGGUCCAGUCUGGAGUAGUUAGUUUUGGUUUUGGUUGUGCUCGGCCCAAUCUGCCAGGAGUUUACUCCAGAGUUUCCCGUUACCAGUCCUGGAUCAACUCCAUCAUCGGUUCUGACAUGCCAGGAUUCGUGCAGUUCACCUCCAGUGGACUGGAUGCUGACACCAGCUACACCUGUCCUGGUCUCCCACCUCCUCUUAUAACAACCACCACUGCAGCUGGUCCUAGUACUGAAGGACCAGAAGCUACAACCACAGAAGCAGUCUCUCAAACCACAAGUCCGGACUUGACCAUGUCAACUGCUGAAUUGUGUGGCAUCACUCCCCUGAACACCAAGAUAGUUGGAGGAGAAGAUGCUCCACCUGGAAGUUGGCCUUGGCAGAUUAGUCUGCAGAUGUUUGGCGGCCAUUUUUGUGGUGGUUCCCUCAUUAACAGAGAGUGGGUGAUGACUGCUGCUCACUGCUUCUCCAGUACGUCUGGCUUGCAAGUUUCUCUCGGCCGUCAGAACCUGCAGGGCACAAACCCAAAUGAGGAGUCCAGAAGUGUUUCCAGAAUCAUUUUGCAUCCAAAGUAUGACAGCGACAGCAGCAACAACGACAUUGCUCUACUCAGACUCUCGUCACCAGUGAAAUUCACUGACUACAUCAGACCUGUGUGUCUGGCAGCCAGUGACAGUGUGUUCCACAACGGUACAGAUAGCUGGGUCACUGGCUGGGGCAACGUCAAGGAGGGAGUGUCAUUAUCGUUCCCUGAAACUCUACAAGAAGUGGAGGUUCCAGUUUUGGGCAACAGACAGUGUAACUGUCUCAAUGGAGUCGGUACAGUCAACGACAACAUGAUUUGUGCUGGUGUUCUGGCAGGAGGCAAAGACUCAUGUCAGGGUGACUCAGGAGGUCCAAUGGUGAACAAACAGGGCUCCGUCUGGGUCCAGUCUGGAGUAGUUAGUUUUGGUUUUGGUUGUGCUCGGCCCAAUCUGCCAGGAGUUUACUCCAGAGUGUCCCGUUACCAGUCCUGGAUCAACUCCAUCAUUCGCUCUGAUAGGCCAGGAUUCGUGCAGUUCACCUCCAGUGGACUGGAUGCUGACAGCAGCUACACCUGUCCUGGUCUCCCACCUCCUCUUAUUACAACCACUACUGCUACUGGUCCUAGUACUGAAGGACCAGAAGCUACAACCACAGAAGCAGUAUCUCAAACCCCAAUGUGUGGCAUCACUCCCCUGAACACCAGGAUAGUUGGAGGAGAAGAUGCUCCACCUGGAAGUUGGCCUUGGCAGAUUAGUCUGCAGAUGUUUGGCGGCCAUUUUUGUGGUGGUUCCCUCAUUAACAGAGAGUGGGUGAUGACUGCUGCUCACUGCUUCUCCAGUACGUCUGGCUUGCAAGUUUCUCUCGGCCGUCAGAACCUGCAGGGCACAAACCCAAAUGAGGAGUCCAGAAGUGUUUCCAGAAUCAUUUUGCAUCCAAAGUAUGACAGCGACAGCAGCAACAACGACAUUGCUCUACUCAGACUCUCGUCACCAGUGAAAUUCACUGACUACAUCAGACCUGUGUGUCUGGCAGCCAGUGACAGUGUGUUCACCAACGGUACAGAUAGCUGGGUCACUGGCUGGGGCAACGUCAAGGAGGGAGUGUCAUUAUCGUUCCCUGAAACUCUACAAGAAGUGGAGGUUCCAGUUUUGGGCAACAGACAGUGUAACUGUCUCAAUGGAGUCGGUAAAGUCAACGACAACAUGAUUUGUGCUGGUGUUCUGGCAGGAGGCAAAGACUCAUGUCAGGUGAGCAUCUUUUUUGAUUUUUAACCUGUUGGUCAUUGUGUUGAGGACUUUGUGAAAUACUUAGUCGUGUCCUCUUUUUGUCCUCAGGGUGACUCAGGAGGUCCAAUGGUGAACAAACAGGGCUCCGUCUGGGUCCAGUCUGGAGUAGUUAGUUUUGGUUUUGGUUGUGCUCGGCCCAAUCUGCCAGGAGUUUACUCCAGAGUUUCCCGUUACCAGUCCUGGAUCAACUCCAUCAUCGGUUCUGACAUGCCAGGAUUCGUGCAGUUCACCUCCAGUGGACUGGAUGCUGACACCAGCUACACCUGUCCUGGUCUCCCACCUCCUCUUAUUACAACCACCACUGCAGCUGGUCCUAGUACUGAAGGACCAGAAGCUACAACCACAGAAGCAGUCUCUCAAACCACAAGUCCGGACUUGACCAUGUCAACUGCUGAAUUGUGUGGCAUCACUCCCCUGAACACCAAGAUAGUUGGAGGAGAAGAUGCUCCACCUGGAAGUUGGCCUUGGCAGAUUAGUCUGCAGAUGUUUGGCGGCCAUUUUUGUGGUGGUUCCCUCAUUAACAGAGAGUGGGUGAUGACUGCUGCUCACUGCUUCUCCAGUACGUCUGGCUUGCAAGUUUCUCUCGGCCGUCAGAACCUGCAGGGCACAAACCCAAAUGAGGAGUCCAGAAGUGUUUCCAGAAUCAUUUUGCAUCCAAAGUAUGACAGCGACAGCAGCAACAACGACAUUGCUCUACUCAGACUCUCGUCACCAGUGAAAUUCACUGACUACAUCAGACCUGUGUGUCUGGCAGCCAGUGACAGUGUGUUCACCAACGGUACAGAUAGCUGGGUCACUGGCUGGGGCAACGUCAAGGAGGGAGUGUCAUUAUCGUUCCCUGAAACUCUACAAGAAGUGGAGGUUCCAGUUUUGGGCAACAGACAGUGUAACUGUCUCAAUGGAGUCGGUACAGUCAACGACAACAUGAUUUGUGCUGGUGUUCUGGCAGGAGGCAAAGACUCAUGUCAGGUGAGCUUCUUUUUUGAUCUGAAACCUGUUGGUCAUUGUGUUGAGGACUUUGUUAAAUCCUCAGCCGUGUCCUCUUUUUGUCCUCAGGGUGACUCAGGAGGUCCGAUGGUGAACAAACAGGGCCCCGUCUGGGUCCAGUCUGGAGUAGUUAGUUUUGGUUUUGGUUGUGCUCGGCCCAAUCUGCCAGGAGUUUACUCCAGAGUUUCCCGUUACCAGUCCUGGAUCAACUCCAUCAUUCGCUCUGAUAGGCCAGGAUUUGUGCAGUUCACCUCCAGUGGACUGGAUGCUGACAGCAGCUACACCUGUCCUGGUCUCCCACCUCCUCUUAUUACAACCACUACUGCUACUGGUCCUAGUACUGAAGGACCAGAAGCUACACCCACAGAAGCAGUAUCUCAAACCCCAAGUCCCGACUUGACCAUGUCAAGAUAG